UCGCAGCAGGAAAAUUCACGUGUAGGUCAGCCUGGGACUCUAUUUACCUCCUUACAGUCUGCUAAUCUAGAGCAGUGUUACAUUUAUCUUCACGGAAGACAGAAAUUUUCUUCAUCUCUGAUUUUAACAGGAGAGAUGAAACACAGUCACAGUGUCCCAGCUUUUGUCAGCAAACUUUGGGCACUUGUAGAGGCUCAGUCAACGAACGACUUGAUCUGCUGGAGCCAAGAUGGCAGCAGUUUUCUUGUCCAGGAUGAACAGCGGUUUAGCAGGGAAGUCCUGCCUCUUUACUUCAAACAUAGCAACAUGACCAGCUUUGUGCGCCAGCUUAACAUGUAUGGCUUCCACAAAGUGGUGCAUGUGGAUGCUGGCUUGCCUAAAGCUGACAGGCAGGUAAAUUGUGUUGAAUUUCAGCACGAAGACUUCCAGAGAGCUCAGCCUCAUCUGUUGGACCUCAUCCGCAGGAAGAUUUCAGUUAGCCGUGGAGUUGAAGAGGGAGGGCAGUUCUCUCAGUUACUCGUUCAGGUUAGUCAUGUCAGAGGCUGGCAAGACUCCUCAGACCUCAAACUCAUGGCUUUGUGCAGGGAUAACGAAAGUUUGUGGAGAGAACUGGACUCAUUAAGACAGAACUAUCAGCAGCAGCACAAAAUCCUACGCAAGAUUAUUAAGUUCAUCAUCAACAUCGUCCAAUCAAAUGGGAUCAAAGGUUGCAAAAGGAGACUCCCCAUGAUCAACAAUUCUGGCGAUUUUCAGUCUGCACCGAAAUAUGCCCGCUCCUUCAGUGUGAAUCCCACCCUAAGCACUUCCUCCCUCCAAGAGAUCCCUUCGUUGCAAGAGCUGGAUGUGUCACCCGCUGAUGUGUACUCAAAUGGUAUGAUCAUCUCUGACAUCACCCACCUGUUGGAUCAAACACCUGAGCCUAGCAAAGAGCCUGUGACAGAAAGCCUUCCUGUAACUCUCCCCACAUUCUUAUCUCCCGCCUCCCCGACUCUGCCCUCCAUGGAGCUGGCGUUGUCUUUGCUGGAUGACCCAGCUGUCCAGGUGUCUGAGGAAACACCUGAGGAAAGAAAUUAUGUGUCUGAUCCACUGGCGCUAAUCGACUCCAGUUUAGCAGCAAUCCGCUCCUGCUCUCCACCCUCACCAGACCUGGACAAUUUCAGCAAGAUCCUUAGUCCUGGCUGUCAAGUCUCUACUGUUCAAGACUCCGUCACAGAAACCAAGAUCAAACAGAGAAGCCAGAAUGAAGCUGAUACAACACCUCACACCGACACAGUUGUACAGCAGAGAAGCCUGCAACAAAAUGCAGACUCCGAGCAGGAGCGCUAUGAUGGUGGAGAAACUGGAGAGUAUUCGGAUAUUUUACAAUCCCUGCUGCAGCUGGCACAGGAAGCGUCCAGCCUCUCCUUCAGUAACACUACACUGCCCUUAGAGCUCUCUUUUGUCAUUUAAAAUUCUAGUGCAUAGAUUGCUUUAUAUUGUGAUAUGAUGUUUUAUUAACAAAGUUCAGGAGGAACACGUUCAAAUUGCUUAUCCAUUCAGUACUAGAGGAGGCAUAAAUAUAUAUAUGGCCACCUAUGUUCCUCGACAGUUUUCUGAAUCCCUUCGCCAUCCUGACUCCUCACACUCGCCUGGUUACUAUCCUAACCAGAGACACGGGGGGAGUACUCUGGGUUCGGGCCAAAUUCCGAGCUCGGAGCCCUCUCCUUGGACAGCACGCCAAAUACGCAUACUGAUUAUUUGUAAGAGUGAACUUGUGAAAUGGUAGUUGAUAGAGAAAUUUGCUGUCUGAAAUGGUCGAGAGUUGAGAGUUCUGCUAUUUGAUGAAGGGUUCAGGGGAAAGUUACUUUUAAAAGUAAUGCAUUGCAAUAUUGUGUUACUCCCUAAAAAGUAACUGAUUGUGUUAGUUACUUUCUAUGAAAAGUAAUGUGUUACAUUACUUUUGCUUUACUUUUUCUCAUC
Megalobrama amblycephala (Wuchang bream) is the source of this 1959-nucleotide messenger RNA. RefSeq names its product heat shock factor protein. Gene Ontology annotation, molecular function: sequence-specific DNA binding; DNA-binding transcription factor activity. Lineage: Eukaryota; Metazoa; Chordata; Actinopteri; Cypriniformes; Xenocyprididae. The record is from RefSeq and is a predicted model, not a curated record. Gene Ontology annotation, biological process: regulation of DNA-templated transcription. The transcript has 12 exons. The coding region runs from base 136 to 1449 and encodes 437 amino acids.